CGUUUCUCUUUUUCGAGUAGUUGCUCCAAUCAGACUCACUGUGCAGAGGUGCGGCUGUGUUGGACCGCAGUGGCACGACGAAGCGGCGGAGAGACCAGCAGCAGUUUUGGUGCAUGUAGAGGCGGUGGUACCCACGGACGAAAGAGCAGAGACCCAAGGGGGAGGAAGGGCGAGCAGAUCCGUAGAGUCGGCGGUGGCUGGUAGACAAUAGGCUUCGCGGCAGAAGAAUUCUUUUUUUUUUUUUUUUCUUCUUCUUUUACCAUGUUCAAUUCUGUAUUAUUGAAGAUGAUUGUCUGUUUACAGAGGGACUUACAACAGUGUAUAUAUGAACCAAGGGGAUUAGGAAAAUAUAAUGUAGCUUAAGAAGAUGAGAUUCUAGUUGGCUAGUUUAUAGCACAACAUAUUUGGUAUUGCAGAUGAUAUGCACAAACACUACCACCUCUGCCAUUCGUGGACAAAAAUUCUUCCUCACGCUUCUUAACAACGCUACUACACUUCCUCAACUCCUUCAAAUUCAAGCCCAGUUGAUCCUCCAUGGUAUCCAGUAUGAUCUCUCUUCGAUUACCAAGCUUACCCACAAGUUCUUCGACCUUGGCGCCGUUGUCCAUGUGCGCCAACUCUUCAAUAAGGUUUCGAAACCUGAUUUAUUCUUGUUUAAUGUCCUUAUUAGAGGCUUCUCCGACAAUGGUUUGCCUAAAUCUUCGAUCUUUCUCUAUACCCAUUUGAGAAAAAGGACUAAUCUUAGGCCAGACAAUUUCACUUAUGCAUUUGCGAUUUCAGCUGCUUCGAGACUUGAGGAUGAGAGGGUUGGUGUCUUGUUGCAUGCGCACUCCAUUGUUGAUGGGGUGGCGUCAAAUUUGUUUGUUGGCUCUGCAAUUGUUGAUUUGUACUUUAAAUUUACCCGCGCUGAGUUGGCUCGUAAGGUGUUUGAUGUAAUGCCUGAGAGGGAUACGGUUCUUUGGAACACGAUGAUAUCUGGAUUUUCCAGGAAUUCUUAUUUUGAGGACUCGAUACGUGUUUUUGUGGAUAUGCUCGAUGUUGGUUUGUCAUUUGAUUCUACAACUUUGGCUACGGUGCUUACAGCAGUAGCAGAGUUGCAGGAAUAUAGGCUAGGGAUGGGUAUCCAAUGUUUGGCUUCAAAAAAAGGACUCCAUUCUGAUGUUUAUGUGCUUACAGGAUUGAUAUCAUUGUAUUCAAAAUGCGGGAAGAGUCACAAAGGAAGGAUAUUGUUUGAUCAGAUUGAUCAGCCAGAUUUGAUAUCUUAUAAUGCAAUGAUUUCUGGUUAUACUUUCAAUCAUGAAACUGAGUCGGCAGUUACACUAUUCAGAGAAUUGCUUGCCUCCGGACAAGGUGUUAAUUCAAGCACUUUGGUGGGCUUAAUUCCAGUUUAUUCGCCCUUCAACCAUCUGCAACUUACUCUCUUGAUUCAAAAUUUAAGCUUGAAGAUUGGUAUUAUUUUGCAACCUUCGGUUUCAACUGCUCUUACUACUGUUUAUUGUCGACUAAAUGAAGUGCAAUUUGCAAGGCAGUUGUUUGAUGAGUCUCCAGAGAAAAGUUUGGCUUCCUGGAAUGCCAUGAUAUCAGGGUAUACUCAAAAUGGGUUGACAGAUAGAGCAAUUUCUCUUUUCCAGGAAAUGAUGCCUCAGCUCAGUCCAAACCCUGUUACUGUCACCAGUAUUCUUUCAGCUUGUGCACAACUUGGAGCUCUAAGUAUUGGAAAAUGGGUUCAUGGCUUGAUUAAGAGUGAAAGACUUGAAUCUAACUUGUAUGUUUCUACUGCAUUAGUUGAUAUGUAUGCAAAAUGUGGAAGCAUCGUGGAGGCUCGGCAAUUAUUUGACUUGAUGGUAGACAAGAAUGUCGUAACCUGGAAUGCCAUGAUAACUGGUUAUGGUCUCCAUGGACAUGGCAAGGAAGCACUAAAACUCUUUUAUGAGAUGUUGCAAUCUGGGAUUCCACCGACAGGUGUUACUUUCCUUUCUAUCUUGUAUGCUUGCAGUCACUCUGGCUUGGUGAGAGAGGGAAAUGAAAUUUUCCACUCUAUGGCUAACGAUUAUGGUUUUCAGCCCAUGAGUGAGCACUACGCUUGCAUGGUUGACAUACUUGGGAGAGCUGGACAACUAACAAAUGCCUUGGAGUUUAUUGAAAGAAUGCCACUGGAGCCUGGCCCAGCUGUUUGGGGUGCACUGCUUGGCGCUUGCAUGAUUCACAAGAAUACAGAGAUAGCCAAUGUUGCUUCCAAAAGACUUUUUCAAUUGGACCCAGAAAAUGUGGGGUACUAUGUUCUACUUUCUAACAUAUAUUCUACUGACAGGAAUUUCCCCAAAGCUGCUUCAGUACGACAAGUUGUUAAGAAGAGAAAACUAGCAAAAACACCUGGUUGCACUCUAAUUGAGAUUGGCGAUCAACAAUAUGUGUUCACAUCGGGGGAUCGAUCCCAUCCUCAGGCCACAGCCAUUUUUGAGAUGCUAGAGAAGUUAACAGGGAAAAUGAGAGAGGCUGGAUAUCAGGCAGAAACUGUCACUACUGCUUUGCAUGAUGUAGAGGAUGAAGAGAAGGAGUUAAUGGUGAAUGUCCACAGUGAAAAAUUAGCAAUUGCUUUUGGUCUUAUUUCAACCGAGCCUGGAACUGAAAUUAGGAUUAUCAAGAACCUCCGAGUUUGUCUAGAUUGUCAUACUGCAACUAAAUUUAUAUCAAAGAUCACUGAGAGAGUGAUUGUUGUUAGGGAUGCUAAUAGAUUCCAUCAUUUCAAAAAUGGUAUUUGUUCAUGUGGAGACUACUGGUGAAAUUAACAUUCCAGUGGCAGUUAAGAUUUUUGGAUUGGAGGAACCAUAAAAGCCGGAAGCCAUUGACAUUUCAUGCAUGCAGUUGAAAUAAUUUUUCGAUUGUAGAUAUUAUGAUUAUUUUCAAAGAAGGUUAAACUUAACUCAGGAGAAUCAUUAGAUAUUUAUUGAUAUGCUAUGUACCAUGACAAUACAGGAUUAUACGGUUAUACUUGUCAGGUAGAAAUGUAAGAGAUACCAACUUAACCCUUUAUUAGAUUUCCAUCCAUUAGUUUUUCCCCUUUCGUUUAUUAUCAUCUGGGUUUUUUCCCCUUCAUAUGAGUUAUAGCACAGAGGUUUGCUUGUCAA
This is a messenger RNA of Cucumis melo (muskmelon), 3128 nucleotides long. Its product is annotated as pentatricopeptide repeat-containing protein At4g30700. The record is from RefSeq and is a predicted model, not a curated record. NCBI's taxonomy places the organism in Eukaryota, Viridiplantae, Streptophyta, Magnoliopsida, Cucurbitales, Cucurbitaceae. Bases 417 to 2783 code for a protein of 788 amino acids. Gene Ontology annotation, biological process: RNA modification. Gene Ontology annotation, molecular function: protein binding; RNA binding; zinc ion binding. The transcript has a single exon.